This is a messenger RNA of Salvelinus namaycush (lake trout), 1892 nucleotides long. RefSeq names its product muscular LMNA-interacting protein. The record is from RefSeq and is a predicted model, not a curated record. Lineage: Eukaryota; Metazoa; Chordata; Actinopteri; Salmoniformes; Salmonidae. Gene Ontology annotation, biological process: negative regulation of transcription by RNA polymerase II. The transcript has 9 exons. The coding region runs from base 33 to 1892 and encodes 619 amino acids. Gene Ontology annotation, molecular function: lamin binding; transcription corepressor activity. Gene Ontology annotation, cellular component: sarcolemma; nuclear envelope; PML body.
GAGUUCCCAAGCAGAAGGCGACUGAAGACACCAUGUCGGACGGAGGGCUUUUCAAGGCAGAGGUGAUCUAUAUCAGGGACUGUGAAAAACGUGGAGCAGGGGACAUGGUCCAACAGGAGACAUAUACUCGGUUGAUAUCUCCUCCUGAUCACACAACCCCACCCCAGACCCCUCCGCCUAUAAAUACCCAGCCAGAAAAUACAGUCCACCAUUUUGUAUCCGGGCCCGCUACUAUGGAAACAGCUGUUAACAAACACCAGGGCAUUUCUCAGCAGCAGUGGCACAACACCCCUGUGGGUGCUGAGGUCAGCUUGGAUCUCUUUUUAAAUAGAGAGUCUGACUCAGACGAGAGACUAAGCCCCGCUAACUCCACAGACCUGUUUCCUGCUUCUUCAAAGAGUCAGAGUCAGGAGUCCAUCCUCUCUGAGAGUUGGGACAAAGACAGGAGCUGGUCUGCACUGCAAAUGUCCCCUGAGACGUCUCGCGCAGUGUCCCCGUGCUCCUCAGUGAGAUCUGGCAUGUUCACCCCUUCUGUUGUGCGAGUCAAGAGGCACUCCCUAGAACCUGGCUCCAGUUUAAUCCACAUGCCGCCAACCUGCCUCUCACCAACUUGUUGUGCAAGUCCCUCCUCGUCCCCCUGUCCCCUGUCCCCCCGCUCCCGCCACAGGCCCCCUCCCACGCGGCUCUCCCUGCUAACAGCUAUCCUCCGAAAGGGCCGCCUGCCAGUCCUGUCCCCUACUCUGACUCUACAGAGACCCUACUCCCCCUGCUGGCCCAUUCACCAUGGGACUUCCUGUAAUGCCUGCUCUGCAGCCUCCAGUGUGGCCUCUAUUCCGCUGGAGGUGUUCUCAUCCAGGGCCCAGUCCUCAGCCUCCAUACACAGCCCAGCUCAGAGUUACCAUCACAGGGAUGGAUGUGUGUUAGAGUCCCUUAGAUCUGUCAAUGCACCCCUGUCCAUAGAGUCUAAGGAGCUUUCCACCUCAUGGAGAAUGAGGGCCAUCUUUCUGCCUCAUCCCACUCACCCAGUGGCACAGUUUCCUCUGCACGGAGCUCACAGAGCUUUCCACCUCACUCCCACCCUCUACACACCCCCUGGAUGUCCAUCACCUAAGCCCCUCACUCCCCCCUCUACACCCGACUGCUUCACCCUCUCCCCUUCUCCGGCGCCCCCGACCCGUGACCUUACUCCGUCUCCCUCUCUCUCCCUGCGCUCUACGCCCUCUCCAUGCCUAUGGAGGGAGAUGUCAGACUCCAUUGAUACAAAAAGAAAGCCACACAAGAUCAAGUUAAGCUAUAAAGCCCUCGCUGCAAUUCCCACAAACACUGUUCUGUUGGACCAGCAGGCAAUUGAUGAUCAAGUGGAAAAAGAAGGAGAUUCACAGGACCCAGUGGACAGACGUAAGAAAGAGGACACACAUGCAGAGAUGUGUUCCCCUGCACAGUUGCGAAAGCAGUCAGAAGAUCUGUACGCUGUCAUAGACGAAGUGUUAGAGGACCCCAUUCCAAUGACCAAGCCUGGCGUAAUUCGACCUGCCAAUAUUAUCCCAAGAUUGACAGAGGAAAAUUAUGAUGAAGCGUUUCAUCCAAACCCCUUCAAGCAAUAUCUGGACGAGUUGACUGUCAAUGACCAGAACAAGCUUGAAAACACACUUUUGGGAAAGCUGGGGGCAGAUGGCAUCAUAAGCUCUGGCAACCUGGCCUUGAACACAGAGAAGAACAGUGAGAAUAACUUAACAACAGAAGAGGAAGACAACAUCUCAAUCUCCUCACUGCUGAUUACUGAAUCUGAGGAGCCGAACGCUAACCCUGCAAAAGAUGGAUCCUGGCAAGGUGGUGCGACCUCUUUCAACCUUACCAAGGUGAAGAUGGAAGCCUUUGAGACGCACAUUUAA